UCACCAUCAGGCGCUGCUCUUUGCCCGCCCCUCGCCCCCCACACGGCCGAGGCGUUCUCGAGGCUACCCGGGGCAACUUUGCCUCUCUCUCGCUGCUAUUCAGGGUCCGGGGCGAGCCCACUCGCGGCAAGGUCACCACCACCACCACUCCUCUAGCCGGGACAGCAGCGGCCUCCGUCGCGAAACACUUUGAAGCUACAUUAAUAUUGUGGUGGUUGUUGUUGUUGUUGAUAUCAACGAGGUAAAUUAAAGGGUGGUUGUUGUUGUUGUUGUGGUUGUUGUUGUUGUUGUGGGGACUUCCCCGCCCUCCGGAAGAUGCUGGGGCUCGUGUCUAGAAGGCCUGCAGGCCUCAAAGUGACGGCGGCGCUGCGGCGCUUGCAGAGCACUCUGGUGAUCGCCGAGCACAGCGAUGCGGCGCUCGCACCGGUCACCCUCAACGCCAUCGCGGCCGCCACGCGGCUCGGCGGCGACGUCUCCUGCCUCGUGGCCGGCACCAACUGCGCGCCGGCUGCACAGGCUCUCAAGAGCGUGAAGGGCGUGGGGAGAGUGAUCGUGGCGCAGAACGACGCCUACAAAGGCUUCCUGCCCGAGGAGCUGACUCCACUCAUCCUCGCCGUGCAGACACAGUUCCAGUUCACGCACAUCUGUGCUGGCGCCACGGCGUUCGGGAAGGGCCUCCUGCCGCGUGUAGCUGCUAAGCUGGACGUGUCUCCGCUGUCGGACGUCCUCGAGGUCAAAUCUCCCGACACGUUCAUCCGCUCCAUCUACGCCGGCAACGCCCUCUGCACCAUCAAGUCGAACGACAAGGUCAAGGUCCUGACCUUCCGCGGCACGGCCUUCGAGGCCGCCGAGGCCCAGGGCGGCUCGGCCAGCGAGGAGGCAGCGGCCUCCGUGCCCGCGGCCGCGGGAGUCUCGCUGUGGCUGGAGCAAAGCCUGACCAAGAGCGACCGGCCGGAGCUCACCAGCGCCAAGGUGGUCAUCUCCGGAGGCCGCGGCCUCAAGAACGGAGAGAACUUCAAGCUGCUGUACGACCUGGCAGACAAGCUGCACGCCGCCGUGGGAGCGUCGCGUGCGGCCGUGGACGCUGGCUUCGUGCCCAACGACAUGCAGGUCGGCCAGACGGGCAAGAUGGUCGCCCCGGAGCUGUACAUCGCGGUGGGCAUCUCUGGCGCUAUCCAGCACUUGGCAGGAAUGAAGGACAGCAAGACCAUCGUCGCCAUCAACAAAGACCCGGAGGCGCCGAUCUUCCAGGUGGCCGACUUUGGGAUCGUGGCCGACCUCUUCAAGGUUGUGCCGGAGAUGACCGCACUUCUGGAGACGAAGUAAAGAGAGAGGCAGCGUGCCCCGAGCGCUUGGUUGCCGUGAGCGCCGCUUUUGCCGUUGCCGGGGUGGUGCACCAAAUGACGCUCGUCACUUUUGCCGCCCCGCUCACCCUUGAUAAUUUGUUGCUGUUGCUGCGUUGGCAGUGGGCCUCUUCGGUCAGAGAUUUCGGGGGUAACAGAGACACCCACGGGCUCGCACGGAUACCCGCAGACUCGCAGACACCCACAGACACCCACAGACACCCACAGACACCCACAAACUCACACAGACACCCACA
Molecule: messenger RNA, 1600 nt
Organism: Petromyzon marinus (sea lamprey)
Lineage: Eukaryota; Metazoa; Chordata; Hyperoartia; Petromyzontiformes; Petromyzontidae
Source: RefSeq, a predicted model, not a curated record